UUAACAAAACCCCCAGCCGCUCACGCAGCCAACUCACUCACUCAAUCAUAGCCAUGCACCCGGGCGCGCUUACCUCGCUGCUGCUCUUCAUGAGCGCAGCUCAUAGCUACGACGCUGCCUUCAAGUCUAUCAACGGAUUUCUGGAGUGCAAGAAAGCGCUCGGCGUACCCGCUUUGGAAGUGCUGCCGGGGGGCGGUUGGGACAACCUUCGCAACGUUGACAUGGGCCGGGUGAUGAAUCUCAACUACUCCCAGUGCCAAACUACAGAGGACGGGUUCUAUCUGAUACCGGACGAGGUGUUCGCGGUCCCGCAGAAGCAGAGCAAAGUCGAAAGCAGCUCUGAGAUUAUCGAGAGCUGGCUGGAGCACAAGAGCUCCGUGGCGCAUUCGAUCAACGCGGAGGUCUCGUUUUAUUCGAUGGUGAACGGGAAAUUCUCGACGGAGAAUCAGAGAGUCAAGACGCACCAGGUUCAGGACCGAGCGGUGACCACAAGGGUGCAGAUCAGAAACUUCAUGUACAGCGUGAAGGCCAACCCUGACUUCAUCUUCGACCCUCGCUUCAGGAAACAAGUGGAGGACAUCGCCAACGCCUUGGAGAACAACCAGACCAGGAUGGCCAACUACCUCUCCGAGAUGCUGGUCCUCAACUACGGGACGCACGUCCUGACUUCAGUGGACGCCGGGGCCAGCCUCGUCCAGGAGGACUACCUGAAGUCCUCCUUCGUCUCCGACGCGUUUGGAAGAAGGUCCUCCGUCGCCGCUUCGGCCACGGUCUUCUUCAACAUGGUCAACGUCGGCGUGGGAGGUUCCAGCAGUCAGGAGGACAGCUUUACCAAGCAGUACGUGGGCAACACAACAUAUUCCCUGACGGAGAGUCACGGGGGAGUCCCCUUCUACCCGGGCAUCACCCUCCAGAAGUGGCAAGAAAAUAUCGCCAACAACCUAGUGGCCAUCGACCGCUCUGGGUUGCCGCUGCACUUUUUCCUCAAUCAGGAGACCCUGCCGGGCCUCCCUGUGCCCACUAUCCGUAAACUCUCGAAAGCCGUCGACCGCGCCGUCCGGACCUACUACCUGAUCAACACCCGUCCCGGCUGCGUCAAUCUGGACUCGCCCAAUUUCAACUUCGAUGCCAACGUGGACGAUGGCUCGUGUGAGGGAGCGCUCACCAAUUUUACCUUCGGGGGAGUUUUCCAAAACUGUACGGAGCUCAGCUUGGAAUCCAGGGUUCUCUGCCAAGCCUUAGAGCAGAAGAACCCGUUGACUGACGGCUAUUCCUGCCCGGCUCCUUACCAAGCGGUCAAGCUGCGGACCGAAGACAAGGAGGAAGGCUACAACAACUAUGAGUGCCAUAGGCGCUGCCACGGCUGUUGGCUUUUUUUUGAGUGCUGCCAGAACGUCUGCGGAGACGUCUACCGGAUCCGGAAAGCCCGGUUCGAAGCCUACUGGUGCGUCGCCGCCAAGGAGCCGGUCCCAGCGGAUUCAGGAUACCUCUUCGGCGGACUCUACGGGCCUUCCUCCCAGAACCCCCUCACCAAAACCAGCUCCUGCCCUUUCAGCUUCGUCCCGCUCAAACUCCUGGAUGGCCUCAGGGUGUGCGUCAGCGACGAUUACGAGCAGGGGGCCCGCAACUCGGUCCCGUUCGGCGGCCUCUUCAGCUGUGAGGCCGGAAACCCGUUAUCUGAGGGCUCCCGUCAGAGCUGCCCGAAAGGUUUCAGCCAACAUCUGGCGGCGAUCAGCGACGGCUGCCAGGUCCUGUACUGCGUCCGUUCUGGAGAGUUCACCGGGGGACAGUUGCGACCGGUCCGGUUGCCUCCUUUCAUCCGCAAGCCCCUGCUAAGCUACGGCUCCACCAACACCGUCAUGGUCAUGACCGAGGGAGAGAUGUCUUGGAUCAAGGACGCCAAGAGCCAGAUGUGGAAACUGGCCAAGCCGGAAGACUUUCAACGGAUGACCCAGCUGCUGGACUCGCAGGGGGAGGGUUGGUCUGGGGGAGCCGUGUUUGGCGUGGUUUUGGGAGUGGUGGUUUUGGCAGCGCUUGGGUUGGGUUUGGCCGUUUACGGGAUCAAGCGAAGGCGCCGUCGGGGUUAUGGGGAAAUUAGGGAGAGCAGCGACGGGGAGAGAAGCGAGCGGGCUGUGGGAGGAGACAGUGAACCCCAAAUGGAAAACGAAACCGGUUCCUCUGAUCCGAGUCAGAUGCUCCUGGCUUAAUACCAGCGACUCGGAUUUCAGAAAGGUAAUGAGGUAGUGAUCGAAUCUUUUCUGAAAUCCGACCAAUCACUUAAAAUACGGCCAUGUGCAAAUGUGUCAGGACACCCUCCAGAUUUGUCUUUGAUAUCCUUUAUCUAUCCACCUGCAUGAAAACACCUCUGGCUGUGAGAAUUUCAAUUUCCACUCAGUAAUCAGGGACAUAGAAACACAGUCGCGUGUGAAAAUAUCAGACCGCUUUGUGUUUCAAUCAGGCGUCUUAAACAGCUUCUGAAAAGCCUCCUGUUUGACCGUUUUUCUUCCUGUUGAAAUGAAUUACACGCGUGUGCUAUUCAAGUCAUCAAUUCUAUUGCAAAACCUACUAAUUUGCCCAACAAUUAUCCAGUUUCAGUGUUUUGAUUUCACACGCACAGCAAAUCAAAAUACUACAGAAGCAAUGAGGGUGUUCUUAUAAAUGUGCACUCUGUUGUAGGUCUCAAAUGAGCAAUUUUAAAAAACAUUUUUCAUUAUUAACAUUGCAAGCUUGACCUCACUAAUUUGCCAAGCAUUUAAUAUAGACUUAAUUUAAUCACAGCAUUAGCUAAGCCUUGCACGGGUGAUCGUGUAGCACUAAAAUCUUAGAACCUUUAAUUUAGCAGUUAAGGAACUGUAACAAUGGUGAGGCAUUGAUUAAAUCUAUUAUUAGUAAUUACUAUUAUUAUCCAAAGUGACUUCCAGAAACUGGGGGGGGGGGGGGGG
Molecule: messenger RNA, 2942 nt
Organism: Polyodon spathula (Mississippi paddlefish)
Lineage: Eukaryota; Metazoa; Chordata; Actinopteri; Acipenseriformes; Polyodontidae
Gene: mpeg1.1
Product: macrophage expressed 1, tandem duplicate 1
Exons: 2
Coding region: 54-2207 (717 amino acids)
Biological process (GO): defense response to bacterium
Source: RefSeq, a predicted model, not a curated record